Messenger RNA from Eucalyptus grandis, 1284 nucleotides. RefSeq names its product aluminum-activated malate transporter 2. The record is from RefSeq and is a predicted model, not a curated record. Gene Ontology annotation, biological process: malate transport. The transcript is spliced from 6 exons. Bases 1 to 1284 code for a protein of 427 amino acids. Lineage: Eukaryota; Viridiplantae; Streptophyta; Magnoliopsida; Myrtales; Myrtaceae. Gene Ontology annotation, cellular component: plant-type vacuole membrane.
AUGAGGAGCUCUUCCAUGGUGUUCCCGAAUGAAGAGGGAGGAGAAGGGGCUGCUCCGAAGACCCUCGGGAAUUAUCCCUCCACCGUCGCGGCUUUCCUGAGAAGAGUGAAUGGCGAGCAUGACCUGAGAAGAGUGGUACAUGGCAUCAAAGUCGGGAUCGCGCUCGUUUUGGCCUCAAUCGUGGCCUUUAUCACUCCAGCGUACAAUAUAUUCGAAACAGAUGCCGUGUGGGCUGUCAUGACCGUCGUGGUCAUGUUCGAGUUCUAUGCAGGGGCGGCAUUAAGCAAGGGAUUGAACCGUGCGGUGGGGACUUUAUCGGGUGGUAUGUUGGGGUGCAUGUCGGCAGUCUUGGCUAAACUCAUUGACGGCAAGGUCGGGCAGGACAUUGGCGUUGGCACCGCGGUAUUCAUCUUUGGUGCCGCGGCUACAUAUGUUCGAUCGAUUCCUUGCAUAAAGAGGAAGUACGACUAUGGUGGCAUGAUCUUCAUCCUCAGCUUCAGUCUGGUGGCCGUAUCAAGCGUCCAAUUCCAAAGCUCCAAAGAAAUCUUGAAAACUGCCACCGAGCGCCUCGAGACGGUCAUGAUAGGGUUUGCGGCCACCAUUUUCACGAGCUUGUUCAUCUUCCCUAUUUGGGCUGGCGACGAACUUCACGUGUCUAUCGCCUCCAAAUUCGAGCACCUUGCUUGUUCAAUGGAAGGACUAUUGGAUACGUACUUUGAUGCGGUGGCCGAUAAGGAAAGCAAGGGUGACGGAAGCUGCAAAAGCUGUAGACCGGUUCUGAAUUCGAAAGCAAAGGACGAGUCUCUGGCGAAUUUUGCGAAAUGGGAACCGUGGCACAGGAGGUUUGGGCUAUUUUAUCCAUGGGACAAGUAUCUAAAGGUCGGAGAGCUUCUUAGGGAGCUAGCAGCCACCAUUGUUUCACUUGAUGUUUGUGUUCAAUCUUCUAGGCAGCCGGCCGGUGACCUAAGACAGUCGAUCAAGGAACCUUGCGAACUGGUUGCGUCAUCCCUCGCGAGGACUCUCCGGGAGCUUGGGGAGAGCCUCAUGAAUAUGAGAAGGUGCCAAUCGGAUGCACUGGUCUUGCGAAAGCUCAGGUCGUCAUGGCUUGUACUGAGGCUCUACAUGUCUCCCACCAAGCUCGAGAAUGCCUGCAACUCAGGCGAGGAUCUCGCUAUCUCGACCUUCGUGUUCUUACUCACAGAGAUGUUGGAGAAGCUGGAACGGCUGGCGAAUGAGGUGGAAGAGCUCGGUGAGCUCGCUAAAUUCAAGAUUAAUGAUAUGUAG